Messenger RNA from Naegleria gruberi, 1224 nucleotides. RefSeq lists its product as uncharacterized. Bases 1 to 1224 code for a protein of 407 amino acids. NCBI's taxonomy places the organism in Eukaryota, Heterolobosea, Eutetramitea, Acrasida, Naegleriidae. The record is from RefSeq and is a predicted model, not a curated record. Gene Ontology annotation, molecular function: protein kinase activity; ATP binding. Gene Ontology annotation, biological process: protein phosphorylation. The transcript has a single exon.
AUGAGAAUGGGUAUUUUCCUACCUGAGAACAUUUCGUUGGUGAAGAGAAUUGGAGAGGGAGCUUAUGGCAGCGUGUAUAGAAUUGGUAAAGAUAAAGUGUUGAAGAUUGCUAAAGAUGGUGAAGCCAUCAAGAAGUUUGAUCAUCCAUUAUUGUUGAGUAUUGAGAGGCUUUUUUGGUAUGAAGCUGAGAAACUCUUGUUGAUUGUUUCUCCAUACUAUGAAUUGGGACAUUUGAGAGGUCAAUUCACAUUAGGUCAAUAUUGGUCAAUUCUUUGUAAUUUGACAAAUGCUCUCAAGUAUUUACAUUCCCAACAAGUUGUUCAUAGAGAUAUCAAGCCAGCAAACAUACUUGUAGAAAAAAAGGACAAAUUUGAAGUGAAAGUUGUUUUAGCUGAUUUUGGAUUGGCGAAAUCGUUCGAUUCUUGCAGUGCAGGAAGUGUAGGAACGACCUACUUUGUAGCUCCAGAAUUAAUGAAAGGUUAUGAUGGAGAACAUAGUGCUAGAAGAAGAGUUGCCAAUGAGAAGAGUGACAUUUUUUCUCUUGGAAAGACUAUUAGCGUUCUAAUUUUGAAUGACAAACCUGAAGAUUUGGAAUUUAAGAAGGGGAAUUCACUCACCGAAUUGCUUAAUCGUAUGAUGAAGUACAAGCCAGAGAAUAGACCUUCGACUGAUGAAAUUAUUUCAAUAUGUGAAAUGGAGAUUUCAAAGCUUUCAGAGACUGAUUACAAUGCAAUUUUCAAAUUAUCCGACAAUGAUAUUGAAAUAUUUGAUGAAAUGAGCUUUUACACUGAAAGUAGUUUGAGUGAUGGUUUGUUGAAAAUGUUAAUAAGCGGAGAAAGUUCUCAAAGUCAAUCUGCUGUUAAACAUUCAUACACGUUUGAUCUUCACGAUGACGGUGUUGUAAAUGCCAAGAAAAUAAUUCACAUCAAGUGCACACCAGAGGCAAGAUUGGCCAUCGAAUCAAUCUAUCUCAGAAUUUACAACACCAAAUUCAAUACAGGACUCAUUGAUGUAACCAAUUGCUUGUCCAAAUCAGUUAGAGAAAUAUCCAAUGAUAAUGAAAAGAAAUAUGCCAUCUCUGGUUCACAAAAACAAUAUCUCAUUCCUGCCAAGUCGAAAUAUCAAAAUGAAAAAGGAAAGGACACUAUUGAAUUGUAUAUUAAUAAUAGGGAUGAACAUGUGGCUUCAGCCAAUUAUGUCGCCAAGAAUAAUAAAAAUAAUUAA